GAAACCAACAAACAGAACCAACUAGCGGUGGAAGAGAGGGAAGCGGGGGCGGACUUGUUAGAGAGAGAGAGAGAGAGGGGAAACUUGGAGGGAUUUGCCUGGCUACAUCAACUAACCACUCUGUUCCCAUGAGUCACGGCUCUUUCUAGCGCGACGACUAAAUAAACUUUCCACGACUCGAGCUACCUCACGGCAGGAAACCCAUCUGCAAUGGCCGACACACCAGUACCUCCCCCGCACCCAUCAUCAGGGCCCGCUACAGAGCCGGCCGCCGCAACGGUGAAUCAACCGGCAGCUCAACCGGCGAGCCCGGCAGCCGCCUCUCCUGAAGCCAUGGGGGGAAGCACAGAUCCUCCUGCACAAGUGAAUGUCGCAGGCGACGCUACUGAGAACGAGACCGACGCAUCCUCACUGCAGAGCGGACUUACUGCCACAACAAAUGAAUCGCAGGCGUCUGUGACCCCGAGCAUCUUUGACUAUCGGCUCGAAAACGGCCGCAGUUACCACCGCCUCAGCGACGGCAGCUACCUCGUUCCCAACGAUGAGACUGAACAGGAGCGUCUCGACAUUGCGAACCAUCUCUGGCUCAUCGCCUGGGACGGUAAAUUCUGCCUUUGUCCCAAGAACCAGGGCGCCAAGAGGGUUCUCGACCUCGGCACGGGCACAGGCGUGUGGUCUAUCUUGUACGCCGAUGCGUUCCAAGGUGCAGAAGUUCUAGGCGUAGACCUGAGUCCGAUCCAACCCGAGUUCGUGCCUCCGAACUGCUACUUUGAGGUUGAUGAUCUGGAAAAGGAGUGGACGUGGACAACCCCGUUCGACUUUAUCUUUGCGCGCAAUAUGGCUGGCAGCUUCCAGGAUUGGGCAAAGGUCAUUGGACAGGCGUUUAAAAACCUCGAACCUGGCGGCUACUUUGAGAUCCACGAUAACCUGUACCCCCUCGAGUGCGAUGACGGCACCCUCAAGGAGGAUUCGGCGCUGUUCCAGUGGUCAAAGUACCUCGUCGAGGCCACGGACAAGAUUGGCCGACCCAUCACCAUUGCCUCCAAGCUUGACAAGAUGCUCGAGGAGGCCGGCUUCGUGGACGUGGUAGUCACGAAGCAGGUCAUGCCGGCGUCGCCUUGGGCCAAGGACGAAAAGCUGAAGGCGCUGGGUGUGUGGACGUCGGCUUCGCUCCUCCCCGGCAUCGAGGGCCUGUGCCUCGCCCUCUUUACCCGCGUGCUGGAUUGGGACCCGAACGAGGUCCUUGCGUUUUGUUCAAGCGUCAGAAAGGAUGCCAAGAACUUGGGCAUCCAUGCGUACUGGUACGGAUACUCCAUCUACGGACGGAAGCCGUUCCCGAAGGAAGGGGAAGAAGAGGCCACGCAGAACUGAGAUUGGACAGUCUGUCUUGGAGGUCUGCUGUAUUCCUGUUAGAAAGGCCAAUCCAGACAGUGACUGCCUGGUAAUUAUAAGCGUGCGUUUCUCGGACUACGUUAUACUCACAGUAUCGACCAUAUUCUAUCGUUCUAGCGGCUAUCUUGUGUCCUUGUCUUUGGCUUUGCUACCGUACGUCUCAUGAAAGUCACCAUGUUUCUUGAAAUCAACCUGCAUGAUUGACUUCUGGUCUUCUCAAGAGUAAUUGCCUGUUACUAGAUUGCGCUUUGUCUUUUGCCUGUGGCCUCUGUUACAUGAAGUGUAUGCAGGUCAGUGUAGUCUCCACAACCCGCGCUCAUCUAGUGGACGCCAUCACAACGUGAGAU
Molecule: messenger RNA, 1739 nt
Organism: Colletotrichum acutatum
Lineage: Eukaryota; Fungi; Ascomycota; Sordariomycetes; Glomerellales; Glomerellaceae
Product: methyltransferase domain-containing protein
Exons: 1
Coding region: 211-1371 (386 amino acids)
Molecular function (GO): methyltransferase activity
Source: RefSeq, a predicted model, not a curated record